Molecule: messenger RNA, 696 nt
Organism: Mesorhabditis spiculigera
Lineage: Eukaryota; Metazoa; Nematoda; Chromadorea; Rhabditida; Rhabditidae
Source: the annotation of a GenBank genome assembly
AUGUGCGCGAUGGCGGUGCUGAUCAUCAACGGUUUCUACCAGACCUACUAUUGGAUGUUUGACCUGAUUGAGCACGUGCUCGUGUCGUUGCUGAUUUUGAUUCUAAUGCUCAUCUUCUUCUUGCCGCUUUGGUUCAAGGCGGAGGAGGACCCAUCCCGCCCGCUGUUCACAAUCUUCGUCCUCCUGGUGGGGGUCGUCGGGGGGCUGACGCUCGUCAUCACCGUCGUCUACUUCUAUCGCUUCUGCCUCAAAAAGAGGCCCCCGCUCACCACGACGGGUAAGCCGGAGCAGAAGCGGGACGCCGUGAGAUCCGAGGCCGCAGCCGCCUGCCGACCCCUACCCUUGCCACUCAGGAAUGCCCUUUACCAGACCCAACCCACCAUCGCCCGUGUCACACAGGUCGACAAAUUUCGUAACCAAGCCGUCGUCCAAAAAGAGACGCUAAGCCAGCAGAGCUCGACGCAUUCCCAGAAUUUGCCCAUCCUCACCUAUACCACUGACGAAUACGGGCGCGCGGAACGGGAUGGACACCAACAACCGAUACACCGUAACCCGUCGGCCGAGUUGUUGCCGCCCGACUCGGAAUAUAGGAGAACUUCUGUCGAUCCGCCAAAACGCCGAAGAUUGCCGAGCACGGAGCACCUGGAGGUCGGUCGUUUAUUACUGUUUUGGCAGUUUGAUUUUGUGGUCUUAAUU